AAACUUCACUUCUCUCUCUCUCUAUUUGCCUCACCAUUUCUGCUCACUAGUUGUUUUGUUCGAUUUGAUCUGCCAAAAAAAAGAUGAAUCUAUACCUUUUAUAGUAUCAAUCUCAUCAUCAUCACUACCAGCUAAGUCUCUCUCUUUCUCACUUUUUUUUUUCUUUCUCUAUUUACUCAAUUAUUGUUCUUAGCUCUCGAUCUACAAAAGAAAAAAAAAAAAAAACCCUAAUCUUUUCUUGGAUCCAUAUCAAAAGAAACAAACCCUAAAAUCAAGAUUCUAUCUUCUUGAACUUUUCCAAAAAUCAAGAAUCCAUGGAGUUGAUCUCUCACCAACCAAACAAGAACCCUAAUCCCUCAACACAACUAACACCUCCUUCCUCAAGCCGUUACGAGAACCAGAAACGCCGUGACUGGAACACUUUCUGCCAAUACCUCCGGAACCACCGUCCUCCUCUCUCUCUCCCGUCGUGCAGCGGCGCACACGUGCUUGAGUUCCUCCGGUACCUUGACCAGUUCGGGAAAACAAAGGUCCACCACCAGAACUGUGCCUUCUUUGGCCUCCCUAACCCUCCUGCUCCUUGUCCUUGUCCUCUCAGACAAGCUUGGGGCUCCCUCGACGCCCUCAUCGGCCGCCUCCGAGCCGCCUACGAGGAGAACGGUGGCCCUCCAGAAGCUAACCCAUUUGGCUCACGCGCCGUCAGGUUAUACCUCCGUGAAGUUAGAGACUUCCAAGCCAAAGCUCGUGGCGUUAGCUAUGAGAAGAAGAGGAAGAGAGUGAACAGGCAGAAACCGCAAACGCAGCCACCUAUACCACUUCAGCAACAGCAACAGCAGCAGCCACAACAAGGUCAGUCUUUGAUGGCUAAUUACUCGGGUGCAACUGUAUGAUCAUAUUAUAUAUAAUUCGCUUCUACCUUUCUAUAUGUAUUGUCUCUCCUAUUUUGCUUUCUUUAAGUGUUUAAUGUAAAGCCUUGUUUUACAUUAUACACUAAUCCAUGCUUUUGUUUCUGUACUAGUUGUUUAUGUAAUAAGAUAAAACUAUAUGUUUA
Molecule: messenger RNA, 1051 nt
Organism: Capsella rubella
Lineage: Eukaryota; Viridiplantae; Streptophyta; Magnoliopsida; Brassicales; Brassicaceae
Product: protein LIGHT-DEPENDENT SHORT HYPOCOTYLS 1
Exons: 1
Coding region: 315-890 (191 amino acids)
Biological process (GO): mRNA transcription; response to light stimulus
Cellular component (GO): nucleus
Source: RefSeq, a predicted model, not a curated record